GGGCUGGGGCGGAGCCCAAGCGAGCUUUCGCCUCGAUCGCGAACGUCUAGCGAUUGCUCCUGUCUGUAGUGUAGGUAUGGCGCUCGCGAGGGAACCGAGAGGCGGCGGGAACCCGGGUCGGGGUCUCGCUCUGUGCUGACCUCGACCCAGGGCCGAGUGGGCUAUGGGGGAUCCUGACUCCCUGGUCACGGAAGGCCGCGCUGGUGACCGGAGCUGGUGCUUGCGGCGCGUGGGGAUGAACGCCGAGUGGCUGCUGCUGGAGGAUGGAAACGAGGUGACUGUAGGGCGAGGAUUUGGUGUCACAUACCAGUUGGUAUCAAAAAUCUGCCCUCUGAUGAUUUCCCGAAACCACUGUAUUUUGAAGCAGAAUGCUGAGGGCCAAUGGACAAUUAUGGACAACAAGGUAUAUUUACUUUGCCGAGAUGCUGAGCACAGAGUUGAAGUGAUCGUUGAUAAAUCAAUUGAGCCAGAACAAAAUAAUAGUCUGAAUGGUGUUUGGCUGAACAGAGAACGUCUAGAACCUUUAAAGGUCUAUUCUAUCCAUAAUGGAGAUCACAUCCAGCUUGGGGUGCCUCUGGAAAAUAAGGAGAAUGCAGAGUAUGAAUAUGAAGUUACUGAAGAAGACUGGGAGAGGAUUUAUCCUUGUCUUUCCCCAAAAAGUGACCAGAUGAUGGAAAAAAAUAAGGGCUUGAGAACUAAAAGGAAAUUUAGUUUGAAUGAAUUAGAGGGUUCUGGAGCUGAAGGCCCCUCAAAUUUGAAAUCCAAAAUAAGUAAAGUGUCUUGUGAACCUGGUCAGCCAGUGAAGUCACAUGGGAAGGGUGAAGUGGCUAGUCAACCCUCUGAAUAUUUUGAUCCCAAGUUGACUUCUCUUCAGCUAAGUGGGAAGACCACAGGGGCUCAUGUUUACCCAGGCCCCGCAAAAGUUGUAGAGCUUCAUUAUAAGAAGCAGAAAGCCUCAAAUCCUUUAGCAUCUCAGAGCAGCUUAGAGCUGUUUAAGGUAAAGAUGUCCAGGAUUCUAAAGCUGAAAACACAGAUGCAGGAAAAGCAGGUAGCUGUUCUGAAUGUGAAAAAGCAGACCCAAAAAGGGAACUCAAAGAAAAUUGUGAAAAUGGAGCAGGAACUGCAGGAUUUACAGUCCCAGCUGUGUGCAGAGCAGGCCCAACAGCAGGCCAGAGUGGAGCAGCUGGAGAAGACUUUCCAGGAAGAGCAGCAGCAUCUCCAGGGUUUGGAGAAAGAGCAAGGAGAAGAGGACCUGAAGCAACAGCUGGCCCAGGCUCUGCAGGAGCAUCGGGCUCUGAUGGAAGAGCUAAAUCGCAACAAGAAGGACUUUGAAGCAAUCAUUCAAGCCAAGAACAAAGAACUGGAGCAGACCAAGGAAGAGAAGGAGAAGGUGCAAGCACAGAAGGAGGAAGUUCUUAGCCAUGUGAAUGACGUGCUAGAGAAUGAGCUCCAGUGUAUUAUUUGUUCAGAAUACUUCAUUGAGGCUGUCACCUUGAACUGUGCGCAUAGUUUCUGCUCCUACUGUAUCAGUGAGUGGAUGAAGCGGAAGAUAGAAUGCCCCAUUUGUCGGAAGGACAUCAAGUCGAAAACCCACUCCCUGGUUCUAGACAAUUGCAUUAAUAAGAUGGUAGAUAAUCUGAGCUCGGAAGUGAAAGAACGACGAAUUGUCCUCAUCAGGGAACGAAAAGCCCUUCAACAGAUGUCAGCCUCUUUGAGUACGGCCAGAAAUCUCAUGCUGAUUUGCAAGCAGCUAUGCAAAGAGACUGUCCUGAAGACCGUGCUCCAAGGGCAUUUGAAAGACUGCCAGGCAAUGGGAACUUGGGAUGGUCUGGAGGAUUCUCUAUGGACAGAUCUGGGGCCGCUCUGAGACAGAGCAUGGGAUAGAGCCACGUGGGACAGAGACUGAGUUAGGAAGUCCUCUGUCACGACCCUCCAUGUUGGCCAUCCCUGCUGCCACCACCAUUGUCUGAAGCACCGACUGCUUCAGAGUACUUAAGAGACUCUGCUUCACUACACUGAACAGGUUAUAUAUUUCUGUUGUCCUUUUUUUUUUUUUUUUUUUUUUCCUUUUAAAAUUUGUUGUUGUUGUUAUUGUUUUGGUACCUCAGAAGCACCUCUGUUGAUAUAUGUUUUGGGCUGGUUGGGUGUAUCCCUAUGGCUGCCCCUGAAGGCGAAGGCAGCCUCUCUUUGAGAGGAUGGCAUACCUCUUCUUUGUGAAAACAAUGUCAUUUCCUGGAAAUAAAAUGUAAAACCU
Messenger RNA from Physeter macrocephalus (sperm whale), 2254 nucleotides. RefSeq names its product ring finger protein 8 (gene RNF8). NCBI's taxonomy places the organism in Eukaryota, Metazoa, Chordata, Mammalia, Artiodactyla, Physeteridae. The transcript is spliced from 10 exons. The record is from RefSeq and is a predicted model, not a curated record. Gene Ontology annotation, cellular component: ubiquitin ligase complex; site of double-strand break; cytosol. The coding region runs from base 164 to 1867 and encodes 567 amino acids. Gene Ontology annotation, molecular function: ubiquitin protein ligase activity; histone binding. Gene Ontology annotation, biological process: protein K48-linked ubiquitination; ubiquitin-dependent protein catabolic process; double-strand break repair.